GUCAAGGGAAUAUGUUUGUUAAGAAUGUCUAUGAUAAGAUGCUAAUAUUUUCAUGUUUAAUUUUCUUACAGCUGACAAGGUUACGACAGAGCUUACAAAGUUAGCCAAAGAUACAAUUCCCCAAAACAUUACUAGCUUGCAGGGAAUUAGGAAGGCAAUGGGUAUCUCUGUUGAGUCUGUACAGGGUACUGACGAAUCUCAACCAAUAGAAAUAGAGGAUCAAGAUGAAAAUAGCCAAUCAGGUGAUCCAGCACAAACUAACCUUGCAGAUGUGAACAACCAAUUAGAAACAUUUACACAAAACAAUGAUGAAGUUAGUUUUAUUGACAAUGAAAUGUUAAUGGAAACUGAUGGUACAAUGAUUGAUAACUUAUGAGGUGACUAGAGAUAUAAAUGGCAAUAUUACACAUGUGUUCAAUUGUGUUUUUUAAACAAUUCUGUGUUGUGUAGCCUGUGAAUCAAAGAAAGCAUUGGCAAAAUUGCCAUUGUGUUUGGUUAUAUUUUAGUGCUGUUGAUGGCUGUUAAGAGUGAAGGACAUUGCUGCAUUGCCUGUUGUUCUCCAAGUACAUGAGGACAUGUUGGUACUGAUGAACAUUGUAAAAUGUUGUUGUAGAGAAAUGCUAGAUCCGUUUGUAGAUUUUGAGAGUGGAAGAGAUUUAUAAUCCAAGUAUAAGUUCUUUGGUCGUUCUUGCUGAAAUGCAAAGUGUAAACCUGAAAAAGAGAUUUUAAAUAAGAUUUAAACCUAUUUUUGAUAAAGAAAUGAGUGAUGACAAUUCAAGUUUAUUUGGUAAAAGUAAAUAUUUAAACUGUCAAAUUUACUUAUUUAUUAUAAGAAAGUAUUACAAUAACUAUUUAUGUUGAUUGGUGUGACUGUAAAGUGUAUAUUGUAAACUAUUGUAAAGUAUAAAACCAGACCUUUUUAUGUUGCUCAAUUGCAAUGCUAUUGCAUGUCAUUUAAAUUUUUAAGGCAUGUCCAUGUCCAAAUGAUAAUUUUUAAGGCUUUUCUGAUAUGAUAAUAUAAGCUGUAAUGAACUAAUCAACCAUGUUGUGAAUUAAUUAAAGAUUAAACAGGAAAAUACCAAGUUAAAAGUAAGUAAAAGCACAGACAGCGUUAACCUGGCAAGGCAAGUUGAUCUCUUAUACCAAUGUUACAAGCUAAUUUAGUAAAUUUAUGAUGACAAUACAACAUAAAUAUGUUUGCAAUAAGGCUUGUCAUAUCAUUAAAUUCCCGUAGAUAUCUUUCAUAUUUUCAUAAUUUUCCUUUUAUUCAUAGCAUAGAUAAUAUCAUAAUAAUUUAAAGUUUUUAAGAAUUUUUAUUUAUUUUAUAUUGUUACUAGCAUAGAAUAAGUGAUUGUUACUAGCAUAGACUAAGUUAUUAUCUCAGGCUGGCAUUAGCAUGUUGGAAUUACCAACUUGUGUUGUAUGACAAUAAAUAUUUCUUAUACAUGUAUUUGAAAUAGAUGUACAUGUAUGUACUCGAUUGAAUGCUAUCAAUAAAUUAAAUGUUGAAAAUCAA
Messenger RNA from Ruditapes philippinarum (Manila clam), 1516 nucleotides. RefSeq lists its product as uncharacterized. The transcript is spliced from 2 exons. The record is from RefSeq and is a predicted model, not a curated record. The coding region runs from base 53 to 376 and encodes 107 amino acids. Lineage: Eukaryota; Metazoa; Mollusca; Bivalvia; Venerida; Veneridae.